Molecule: messenger RNA, 2431 nt
Organism: Temnothorax curvispinosus
Lineage: Eukaryota; Metazoa; Arthropoda; Insecta; Hymenoptera; Formicidae
Product: ATPase WRNIP1-like
Exons: 6
Coding region: 212-1876 (554 amino acids)
Biological process (GO): regulation of DNA repair; DNA-templated DNA replication
Cellular component (GO): nucleus
Molecular function (GO): single-stranded DNA helicase activity; ATP hydrolysis activity; DNA binding
Source: RefSeq, a predicted model, not a curated record
CUGGACCUCUCUCUCACGGAGGUCGCGUGGCUUCGAUCUUCCCCCCCGACGAUUCUCGCGGGUCCCUGAAACGCUCUUCCGGUAGUUGAGCUAUUCUGUGUGUCAAGAGAAAUUAUUUAUUUAUUUUUCUUGCAUCUACAUUGGCGGAUAACCUUUGAAUAAAAAGAAGACAAGAUCAGGACUUUGUUAUCAUUAAUUUAUCACCACAAACAUGGAUACUGACAAAGUAUUGUGUCCGAUAUGUGCCAAGGAAUUCGAUUCCUCUGUCAUCGAGGCCCAUGCCAGCAGGUGCUUAUUCCUGAAUGAAUCUACGAAGGACGAAGGCAUAAUGUUGCUUAGAGACUCCAGCCCCACAAUCAAAAGAAACAGGCUAAAGCCGGCAAGUGUGAACAGAGUUAAUCAAACGCCUGGCAAGAGAAAGAGUUCUUUGGAUCAGCUAACUUCACAGAGUUUCAGGGACGAAGAAGAUAUUAAGGACGUCGUGCCACAGAAAAGUGCAGAUAACGAAAGCAAGAAGCCACGCGGAAACGAGCGUGUACCCCUCGCAGAACAAAUGAGACCUACGUCGCUACUAAACUUUGUAGGCCAGAAGCAUAUCCUUGGACCUCGCACCGUGCUCUCUGAACUCCUGCAAAAGGGCGAAAUACCUAAUAUGAUUCUCUGGGGUCCGCCUGGAUGUGGCAAAACAUCUUUGGCUAAUGUCAUAGCGCAUAUAUGCAAGAACGACCGUAAGCAACGAUUUGUUAAGCUCUCUGCUGCAAUGGCCGGCGUCCAGGAGGUAAAGGAAGUCAUCAGUAUCGCCAGCAAUCAUACCAAAUAUGCGCAACGUACAAUAGUGUUCAUGGACGAGAUACAUAGAUUCAACAAGUUGCAGCAGGACGUGUUCCUGCCGCACGUCGAAUCGGGAACCAUUACUCUCAUCGGGGCGACAACGGAAAAUCCCUCGUUUAGCUUGAACUCCGCAUUGCUGAGUCGAUGCAGAGUGAUCGUUUUGCACAAAUUAUCCAUCGUGAAUUUACUAGCGAUCUUGAAGCGUGCAGUAAUUUCGCUGAAAGGUAUAAUACAUGCAUCGGAUAAAGGUGAAAGCACUUUGCAAGACAUCAGCGAAGAAAACACAUCGGAGGAAAGUAGAGUCGAGAUGGAAUCGUCCUGCAAUACGAAGUUUAUUGUAGACGAACCGACGAUAGAGUGGUUAGCUGGAACUUGCGACGGUGAUGCUCGCAUAGCGUUGGGAGGACUAGAAAUGGCAGUACAAUGUAAAGCACCGAACGAGGAGGAAUUAUUGGACGCUGGUCCGGCAUUAAUAACGCUGGACGACAUCAAGGAGAGCCUGAAGAAAACGCAUAUGCUGUACGACAAGACGGGUGAACAACAUUACGACAUGAUCUCUGCGUUACACAAGUCUGUCAGAGCCAGCGACGAGAACGCUUCGCUUUACUGGCUGACCAGAAUGAUCGCCGGCGGUGAGGAUCCGGUUUAUAUCGCGCGAAGAUUAGUGAGGAUGGCUAGUGAAGAUAUUGGCUUAGCUGAUCCGAAAGCUCUUGGAAUAGCAGUACACACGAUGCACGGUUGCAAAAUGAUCGGGAUGCCGGAGUGUGAUGUUCUUUUAGCGCAAUGUACGACUUAUUUAGCGAGAGCACCAAAAUCUAGACUGAUGGAAGAUGCGCUCAGAGCCGCGCAAAGAACGGUAGCCGAGCAUAAGGGCCCGCAGCCAGGAGUGCCCCUGCACUUGAGGAACGCCCCCACAAGACUCAUGAAAGAUUUGGGGUACGGUAAGGGAUACAACAUGAUGCACAAGGACGAAUCUGGAUUGGGCUAUCUGCCGGAGGGAUUGGAAAAUUUAGAUUUCUUUGGAGAUGACGAGGAUAACAUCUAGAAAUGCUGUGGUAAUUGCUUUAGUUUAGUUAUAUUUUGUCAUGAUAUCGCGUUAUUUGUUUCGUACAAAACGAUUCUUAUUACAUUUUAUAAGUUUUAUACUAAAUCUCUCAAGGAUUAAAAUUUUAAUUAUCGUAAAUGUAAGCUAUAGCAUGUAUAUGUAUAUAUAAUUACAGUAUAAAAUAUUUUUAAUAAUAGUACAAGGUGUAUAUAAUACUGUAACCAUAACAGGAUGUAGAUAUAUAAUACUGUAAAAAUAUUAAAAAAUAUUUUUAGUGAUCCCUCGCGCGACCAGAAAAGUAAUUAAUUUGAGAUUCAGUUGAAUAAAAAUAGACUUAAAUUUAGUUUAGUUAUAUUUUGUCACAAUAUUGCGUUAUUUUUUCGCGUACAAAGAGAUUCUUAUAAAAUUUAAAAGUUUUAUACUAAAUCUCAGGGAUUAAAUUUUUAUGCAUUAACAUAAAUGUAAGCUAUAGCAUGUACAUAUGGAGGGGUAAAAACCGCAGUGGUUAAGUCAAAUUUUUAAAAAUAUUUUUUCGUGUGCAUAGAUGCACUUUAU